AUGUCUGAGCCAUCACUCUCUAGGCAAAUUAUCAUGAACGUCCCCGAAAAUGAGGCAAACGGCGUGGCAAGCGGUGAAAGCUUGGCGUCACUUUUCCGUCGGCUGGUGGUCUGGGGGUCCGACGGCGGUGAUCUUCACAGCGAAAAACAAGUCACUUCCCGGGCACAACGAGAGCGGCAAAGACGCCGCAUACUCAGAGAACGCUUUAGGACUCGUCAGCACCGAAGGCGCCUAUUUCAUAUCCAAACCAGACUGGGGGGCGAGCUGUGCGACUGGGAUAUGCUCAAUCCGGCGUGGCCUGACGGAGCACUCAUAUCGUCUUCUAGACUGGAUGAAGCCACAAUAAGAAUGGAACAGGAGGCAUACGAAUUUCAUGGCUUGUUGAUCAGCAUGAUUGACGACGGUAUGCUAGAAAGACUUCUUCGGCAAGACGAUAGAGUAACAGAGAAGGGCAUAAAAGCCGCCAUGGCAAACGAGAAUACCAAAGAGGAGCUCCACAGAAUCAUCUGCGGGUUGAUUGAUAAAGUGGUAGAGCAUGUCCUUUACGUAGAAGAGUGUGAACUCCCAGUCGAGAGAGACAAUGGAAAUCGAACUUCGCAUUAUGAUACCGGCUUGGAUGAAAGUAAGAUCCAGAAGUUUCUUAGAAAGUGUACGCAAACUUCCGAGAAGGCGGUUGACAACACACUGCGCGGUUUGCUCGAAGACAUGAUGGAGUUGAUCAUUUUGGGCGAGGCAGACAUCAAUGCCGAUAUGCGUCUUGCAGUCGGAAGCACUAUUUUCGAGAAGACCAAGAAGUUCUUCUGA
Molecule: messenger RNA, 804 nt
Organism: Ophidiomyces ophidiicola
Lineage: Eukaryota; Fungi; Ascomycota; Eurotiomycetes; Onygenales; Onygenaceae
Exons: 1
Coding region: 1-804 (267 amino acids)
Source: RefSeq, a predicted model, not a curated record